AUGCAAGUAAAAGGUGCGCAGGUAUGGGUUUCUUUGAUGCCUCUCUUUAUGGUCCUUUUCAUGCUGGGGAUAAUUUGUUGAUUGUCCAAUGGUCAUGUGAGGACACAAUAGAAUUCAAAGAUGCAUCUGCAAGUCUGAUAUUUGAUCUUACCGCAAAGAAACUUAUCAGUUAUGACUCAGAAAAGUGCUCGGAGAAGAAUUUACGCAAAAACUUCGUUGCAUUCAUACAAGGAUUGAUUUCCUUCCUUGUGGACAUCCCUGGAACAGCUUAUCACAAAUGUUUACAGGGUAGGAAAAAUGCAAUGAGAAUGUUGGUAAACCUGCUACAGGAAAGACGAGAAAAGCCGCGAAAGCAGCCUAUAGAUUUUUUUGAUCACGUGCUUGAAGAACUCAAGAAAGAGGAAACGAUGUUAACAGAAGAAAUUUUUUUGGGUUUAAUGUUUGUACUGCUUUUCGCGAGCUUUGAAACAACUUCCCUAGCUAGUUCAGACCAUCCUGCAUUGCUAAAGAAAUUAACGGAAGAGCAUGGGAUGAUCAUAAAGCAAAGGGAAAAUGCUGAUGCUGGACUUACAUGGAAAGAAUACAAAUCAAUGACAUUCACAUUUCAGAUCAUCAACGAAACAGUUAGACUGGCAAAUAUAGUUCCAGCUAUCUUUCGCAAAGCAAUAAGAGAGAUACAGUUUAAAGGACAUACCAUUCCAGAAGGUUGGGCAGUAAUGGUUUGUGGAAGUUUAACACAUUGGGGUUGCUUCCUACACAUGCAUCAGACUGGGUUUCAUCCUGACCCCUUGCUCAGAUGGUGAUGCAGAUGUGAAAGGGGAAAGAAAUGAUGAUAGUACUGCUAAUCCUGACCGGCCAAUUUGUAAGUUAAUCUUUGUUGGGUUUCUAUUCUAAAUAAAUUGUUUGAAUUUUCAUCGCUUUAUUUAAUUAUGCGUCAGAUAAUUACAUGUCUGGAUGUGUUGAAUGUAGCUUAGUUUGCUGCUUUUAUUGCUUACCAAGUUUUUGAUUUUGUGCUCUUCAUCCAGGAUAUAGAACUUAGGGGACUAUAAAACUGGCCUCUUUCUUAUAUGUUUGAAGUUUUGCACCAAGUUAUUGCAUGUCCACUUGGUUUUGGUUUUGAAAUUUGAAAUUGGCCUCUUUGACAGUGCCUUGGUAUUGAUAACAUAGAGUUGAGUUCACCAAAUGUUACUUGUACCGAGUCUACUCUUUGUCGAAAUUCUGAUUUUUUUGAGUGACCAUUAAAGUACUCUAUGGGUAGUAUGAGCUUAGACAAUGCAUUUCUGGUGGUUAAUUUCCUCAAUGCAGCUUUAGUCCUCAUAGCUUAGUUAAAUGAUACUAAUGUCAAGGUUGAGUCAGUGGAAUUUCAAACUUUCUAGUUGAUGCUCAUGCAAUAAGAUUAAUGUAAAUUGUCAUGAGGGAAUAACUGGUACAUGUGGCUUUGAUUCACGAAUGAUUGAUGCUUCAAGACAUGGGACAGAGGAUGGGCAAUUGGUUUUGAGAGUCGCUUUGCAGGUUUGCUUUCUUUCUUGUAAAUGCUACGCAUAGAUGAAUCACUUCACAGGUCUUUUGUCAAAUGCUUGAUUCUGUAAAUUAGCUAGCUGUUAUAUACGAGAUGGAUUCUUUGUUUGUAUCAAAUGCUUGACUUGUUCAGUAGAAUACUUGGAAAUUACUGUACUUGUUAUUUGAAAACUAAUUUGCAGAGGGUUCUCUACUGCUUUUCACUCUAUAUAAAGUUGUUAUUAACGUCUCAUUCAGUUAAGGACGAAAGGGUAUUCUACUGGUGUUUGAGAUUUUAACCAAAAGAGACCUCUAAUUAAUUAGUCUAGGAUUAAUGAAAGAUGCAUCUGAAACCACCAAAUUUUGCGAUCCAAUAUUGCAGGAAAUAUUGCUUGCGAUCCAUAGACAAUUAAUUAUCUAUGGUUGCUUUUGCAGGAAAUAUUGCACUUUGCUUUUGCAAUCUCAUUCUUUGCAUCAUUCCCAAGAGGUUAUAGCUGCUAUCACUUACCAAAUAGUUCCCACUGACCCACAGUACGCUGAGAUACCUAUUGCUGCUGUCAGUUCAAUGUACCAACACAAGGGAUUUGGUAGCUCCUUGCUCCUGGAAUUGAAAAAGAGACUUCAAAGUGUUGGUAAAUGCACAAUAUUCUGUUGGGGAGACAAGGAAUCUGAAGGGUUUUGGCUCAAACAGAUCAGAAUGACAAGGAUUUGGAUUGGACGAGUGAGAGGUAGGAUCUUGAAGGAAAGGAGCUAAAGCAAGAAACUACUUUGCAUGACCUGGAGCUGGUUUCUUUAGUUCACAGUCAUGUCAAUGCUGCAGAGCAAUACGAUUUUGAGUAAGGCUAGAUUUUGCUGACCAUUUUGUAGAUGUAGUGAUAUCAGGAUGAAUUGUGAACAAAUUAUACUGCAUGUAGUUCUUGCAGUAGUGGUAUCUUCUAGACUAGCCUUAAAGUAGGUUAGGGUUUAUUGUGCAAAACUUUUGAAGCUUCCUCAAGCUCUAAUUUUGGAUAGAAAUUAAUGCAAUUCCCUAAUAUUUGAAUUUCA
Molecule: messenger RNA, 2541 nt
Organism: Rosa chinensis
Lineage: Eukaryota; Viridiplantae; Streptophyta; Magnoliopsida; Rosales; Rosaceae
Product: cytochrome P450 87A3
Exons: 11
Coding region: 24-803 (259 amino acids)
Biological process (GO): sterol metabolic process
Molecular function (GO): oxidoreductase activity, acting on paired donors, with incorporation or reduction of molecular oxygen; monooxygenase activity; heme binding
Source: RefSeq, a predicted model, not a curated record